Molecule: messenger RNA, 1395 nt
Organism: Stomoxys calcitrans (stable fly)
Lineage: Eukaryota; Metazoa; Arthropoda; Insecta; Diptera; Muscidae
Exons: 3
Coding region: 124-981 (285 amino acids)
Source: RefSeq, a predicted model, not a curated record
GCAUGUUAACUUGUUUUUAAUUUUAUUUGGGAGCUCAUUGGCUAAAGAACCAAAAAACUUCCAAGCUUAGCCAGUUCAAUUUACCAGGAAUUUCCAACCGAAAACAAAAAAAUUAAAUAGAAAAUGGAUCACACUUGGGUUAGUACAAAUGUCUAUGAUGAUUUGCCUCCAUUUGCCAUUCAUGCUGGCCAGGAUUCCGAUGGGGAUCCAAUCUAUGUGGGUCGUGCCUAUCACAACGGAGACAUGUUGCCCGCCAAAGUGAUACCCAACAAAAGGCAAGCCUAUGUGGCCUGGGGUGGUGAGGAGCACAGUAAACAUGAUGUGGAAGUUCUAACAGGACAUCACUAUGUGUGGAUUCCCAGCAGCGGUGGUCAUGUGCCUCCUUAUGCUUUGCGCGUUGGUCAGACCGGCGAUGGUGAACCUUUGUAUGUUGGCCGUGGUCAUUGGGCUGGCAGUUUGACCCCUGGCAAAAUUCAUCCCUCUCACGGUUGUUUGUACAUCCCCUAUGGUGGUGGUGAACACAGACUGGAUACUUACGAAGUUUUGGUUCAACCUGAAACCUGGGUCUCCUCAUCCGGCAGCAACAUUGUGCCCGGCACCAUUCAUGGUGGUCAUGACAGCGAUGGUGAUCCAAUCUAUGUGGGCCGUGCCUACCACGAUGGUGACCUCUUGCCCGCCAAGGUUAUUCCCUCCAAGGGAUGUGCCUACGUUGCCUAUGCUGGCCACGAACAUGUGAAACAUGAUUUCGAAUUGUUGGCUGGUUACGGCUAUGGCUGGGUACCCGAUUCCAAUGGCAGCGUACCACCCGGUGCUAUUAUCUGUGGACGCACCUCGGAUGGUGAACCUUUGUACAUUGGCCGUGGCCAUUGGAGCGGCAGCUUGACUCCCGGUAAAAUCCAUCCCUCGCAUGGUUGUUUGUAUAUUCCCUUCGGAGGCCAGGAGGUGCGCAUUCAUGACUAUGAAGUUUUAGUUCGAGCUUAAAUUUUGACUUUGCCUUUUGCAUUUUGGUUCUGUUGCCAUAUAUUUUAUUUUUUUUUUUUAUACGCUUCCCUAUAGCCGUUUGUAACAGCUGGAAAUGUUCGUCUGAGACCUCACAAAGUAUAUAAAUUCUUGAUCGUCAUGUCAUUUUAAGUCGAUCUUGCCAUCUCCGUCCGUCCGUCUGUCCGUUUGUCAAAAGCAUGCUAGCUUUCGAAAGAGUAAAGCCAGGCGCUUGAAAUUUUGCCCAAUUUUUUUUAUCAGUGUAUGUAUAUAUGUAUAAUGAUUAAUUUUUGUAAUUUGAAGGAUAUACUUAAUUCUAAUUUAAUUAUAAUAAAUAAUAAUGAGACAAAACAUUAUAUGUUGUGUGCCUGAUGGGCAAUAAUUAUCUAUUUGAAUAUAAAGGAUUACAAAAACAAA